AUGAAGCCUUCCUAUUUGGAAAGUCUCGAACGGAUCAAAGAAGAACAUUCAGAGAUGAACAAGCAUUUGAAUCAACAAAGGGCUGAACUCGAGAAAGUCAAUACGGAAAAAGAGAAUAUGCAUCGCUCGUACAUGACAUACGCUGAAGUCGCAGGCACAAUGAGAAAUGAUAUCAAAAGAGCCGAAGAAGCCAAUAAACGUCUACAAGAGUUCAUUUUGCAGACGCUGAGCCCACUGCUCUCCCCAGAACAUCAAGCAAGUUGUCUCGCCGCAAUGGAAUCAUUCAAAUCUGCCUCAUCUCCACGUGAAAAUGGAAAUGGAGCAGCCGCUCUUCCACCUGGUUUCCCACCAGGCGCCGCUGGAAUGCUUGGAAUGCUUCCGUUCGGAAUGAAUCCAGCAAUGAGUCAACUGUUCAAUCAGUUCACCUCACAAAACGGAGACGGUACCGGAGCAGGUGGAAGUGAGGCGAAGAAGGCCAAGUUGGAGGAUCCAGAUGACAAUGAGCUGGAAAUCGACGUGACAAAUGAUGAUAAUCCAAGUACGACAAACGGUGGUGCAGGGCAUAAAAACGGGCGGGAUAGUACAAAUAGUGUGGCGUCCUCUGGAGCAUCUACGCCUAGUAUUGCGUCGAAUUCAGCGAAGGCUAGGCAACAGCAACCACAAGGUGGACUGCAGUCAUUGGAGCAAAUGAGCUUCCUCGCGGGACUUAAUCCAAACAUGCUACGUCAAGCUAUGAGUCAAAUGUCGGGUCGACCGGCGUAUUCAUUCAAAAUUGUCGAUGGAGUUCCAACACCGACAUUAUUCCCAGCAGAUGCCCAGAAAGGACCCGGAAUUCCAACUGGUCUCAAAAAGAAGAUGGAGCUGAACCACGGAGAAGUUGUCUGUGCUGCCACAAUUGCUCGCGAUAACACGAGAGUCUACACUGGUGGAAAAGGAUGUGUCAAAAUCUGGGAUGUUUGUGAAUCGGAUAUCACAGGGAACACUGUCGCCAAUCGACCAUCAAUCGCCACGUUGGAUUGUCUCAAGGAGAAUUAUAUUCGAUCAUGUAAACUAUUCCAAGACGGAAAGACUCUUCUGAUUGGAGGAGAGGCCAGUACAGUAGCCCUCUGGGAUUUGACGACACAAAUGAAGACGCUGGAUUUGGAGACUGACUCACAAGCAUGCUAUGCGUUGGCUUUGUCUCCUGAUGAGAAACUCCUGUUCGCUUGUUUAGCCGAUGGAAAUAUUCUCAUUUAUGAUAUUCAUAACCGAGAAAAGGUUCACACUCUCCCAGGACAUCAAGAUGGUGCCUCAUGUCUUGAUUUGUCAAAGGAUGGAACCAAACUCUGGUCCGGUGGACUCGAUAACUCUGUUCGUUGUUGGGAUUUGGGUCAACGAAAGGAGUUGGCGAAACAUGAUUUCAGUAGUCAAGUGUUCUCUCUUGGAUGUUGUCCAAAUGAUGAAUGGGUAGCUGUUGGAAUGGAGAAUAAUAAUGUGGAAGUGCUCUCAACGACAAUGAAAGAGAAAUAUCAAUUGACUCAACAUGAGUCAUGCGUCUUGUCUCUCAAGUUUGCACACUCUGGAAAAUUCUUCAUCUCUACUGGAAAGGAUAACGCCCUCAACGCAUGGCGCACACCAUACGGAGCAUCACUGUUCCAAUUGAAGGAAAAUACAUCAGUUCUGUCUUGCGACAUCUCAUUCGACGAUUCUCUUAUAGUCACUGGAUCUGGUGAGAAGAAGGCGACGCUCUACGCGAUUGAUUAUUAA
This is a messenger RNA of Caenorhabditis remanei, 1746 nucleotides long. RefSeq lists its product as uncharacterized. NCBI's taxonomy places the organism in Eukaryota, Metazoa, Nematoda, Chromadorea, Rhabditida, Rhabditidae. Bases 1 to 1746 code for a protein of 581 amino acids. Gene Ontology annotation, biological process: regulation of DNA-templated transcription; negative regulation of canonical Wnt signaling pathway. The record is from RefSeq and is a predicted model, not a curated record. Gene Ontology annotation, cellular component: nucleus; transcription regulator complex. The transcript is spliced from 7 exons. Gene Ontology annotation, molecular function: protein binding; transcription corepressor activity.